Lachancea dasiensis is the source of this 786-nucleotide messenger RNA. NCBI's taxonomy places the organism in Eukaryota, Fungi, Ascomycota, Saccharomycetes, Saccharomycetales, Saccharomycetaceae. The record is from the annotation of a GenBank genome assembly.
AUGUCCCAAGAGGUAAUUGACCAAAUCGUAAAAUACCUGACACCGCAGGUUCCAAUUACACCCAUUUCCCAGGGUGCGGAGGCCGUCGUGUUCCUUACCAAUGUUCAUCCAUAUGAUAUUGGCAGAUCAUAUCCAGAUGCUAAGUACAUUAUCAAGUAUAGACCGCCCAAAAAGUACAGACAUCCAUCAAUAGAUAGAGCUCUUACUAAGCACAGAACUUUAAGUGAAUCCAGAAUUCUAGCCAAGUUAUCGCAAAUCCCGGAACUACAUGUACCUCGCCUCAUCGCCUGUGAUCCUUAUAACGGAUGUAUAUGGAUCGAGUACCUGGGGGAAAAUUUGCCGAAUAAUUGCGGGUUUAGCAAUCUCAAAAACUACCUCUGGAUGAAUGCGGAUGAUCCGUAUAAUGCAGAUGUUGAAAAGACACUCGUUAAAGUAGGUCAACAGAUUGGACAGCUACAUUGGCAGGAUUAUUGCCACGGUGACCUUACGACCUCUAAUGUCGUGCUUUCGCGUCGUGGCGGCGAAUGGGAGCCAUUUUUGAUCGAUUUUGGUCUAGGAUCUGCUUCAACGCUUGUAGAGGACAAAGGGGUUGAUUUAUACGUCUUAGAGAGAGCGAUUAUCAGCACUCAUUCGCGGUUUGCAGACAAAUACAAUAUGUGGAUCAUGCAAGGAUUCAAAGAUGUUUUUGGUCAACACGGUAAGGUCGGGGACAAAAAGUUGAAAGACACACUAAAAAGGUUCGAGGAAGUCAGAUUACGAGGAAGGAAAAGGAGUAUGCUGGGAUGA